CCCCGUUCCGGAAGGGGUAAGACAUUCUCGCGACAGUUGUGUCUCCUCCUCCUCCUCCUCCUCCCGGAAGUCCGAAUACGAGGCUGAUCCUUGGUCGGCUGGCUGGAAAGGAAAGAAACUAAGUCAAAGAAGGGAGAGCGCGAGGGACCGAGAGUGGUCGGCCAGUGCCCAUGUGAGCAUCUCAUUCUUAGGAGCCACACAUGAACCCGGAUAUGGAAUACAUGAAAGAGCCUGCAACGCUCAGCCAGGGGAACAUCCUAUGCUGCCAGUGUGGCAUUGCAAUCCCACCAAACCCAGCCAACAUGUGCGUAGCAUGUUUGCGGACUCAAGUGGACAUUACAGAAGGAAUUCCUAAGCAAGUCAUUGUUCAUUUCUGCAAACAAUGUGGAAGGUAUCUUCAACCACCAGGAUCUUGGAUCCAAUGUGCCUUGGAAUCAAGAGAACUUCUGACGUUAUGCCUUAAAAAAAUCAAAGCUUCCCUUAGUAAGGUACGGUUGAUCGAAGCAGGAUUUGUAUGGACUGAACCACACUCCAAAAGACUUAAAAUAAAGCUGACUGUACAAAAGGAGGUGAUGAAUGGUGCGAUUCUUCAACAAAUCUUUAUAGUAGAAUAUGUGGUUCAGUCUCAAAUGUGCGAUGAUUGCCAUCGAGUUGAAGCUAAGGACUUCUGGAAAGCAGUGGUACAAAUUAGACAGAAGACUCUUCAUAAAAAAACUUUCUACUACUUGGAACAAUUAAUUUUAAAACAUAGGCUUCAUCAGAACACUCUUCGGAUAAAAGAAAUUCAUGAUGGCCUUGAUUUCUACUAUGCUUCGAAACAGCAUGCUCAAAAGAUGGUAGACUUUCUUCAGUGCACAGUUCCUUGUAGGUCUAAGUCAUCCCAGCGUUUGAUCUCUCACGACAUUCAUAGCAAUACUUACAAUUACAAAAGCACUUUCUCUGUGGAGAUUGUUCCAGUAUGCAAGGACAAUGUUGUAUGCUUGUCUCCAAAGCUGGCUCAGAGCCUUGGGAACAUGAGCCAGAUCUGUGUUUGCCUCCGGAUAACUAGUGCCAUUCACAUCAUUGAUCCUAAUACAUUACAGAUUGCUGAAGUUGAUGGAAACCCUUAUUGGCGUCAUCCUUUUAACAGCUUGUUCCACCCGAAGCAGUUGGAGGAGUUCAUUGUAAUGGACAUCAGCAAAAUUCAUGAGAGAAAACAAGGGGCUGGUGCCGGCAUGAAAUCCAACAAACAUACACUUGCUGAAGCCUGGGUGAAGAAAACAUCAGAGUUGGAUACAGAUCAUCAGUAUUUCUGUCGCACUCACUUGGGGCAUCUUCUGAAUCCUGGAGAUCUUGCACUGGGGUUUGAUUUGGUGAACUGCAAUCUAAAUGAUGAAUUUGCAAAUAAGAUGAAUCCCCAUAGUAUUCCUGAUGUGGUUUUGAUCAAGAAGAGCUAUGAUCGCGCAAAACGUCAACGUCGCAGGAACUGGAAACUGAAAGAAUUGGAAAGAGACAGAGAGGGCAUGGACACAGAUGAUGAAAGACAAUACCAGGACUUCCUAGAAGAUCUUGAAGAAGAUGAGACAAUUAGAAAAAAUGUCAAUAUUUAUAAAAAUACAAUCAUUCCGGUAGAAAGUGACACGGACGAUGAGGGUAUUCCCCGGAUCAGUCUUGCUGAAAUGUUGGACGAUCUCCAGAUAUCUGAAGAUGCUACUGGUGGAGAAGGUGCUGAUAUGUUGACAGAAUAAGCUAAUAGAUCUUGUUAAUGUGAACAGUUUUCUCCCUUAAGGAAAAAUAGUUUUUACAGGAAUGUGUUAUAGGCAUUCAUAGACAUAACAUGCAAAGUUUUGCAAAUAAUCUCCUGAACAAGUUUGGGAAAAAGGUUCAACAAUAAAUCAUGCUGGAAAGUUUAAAUGGCUAUUAAACCUCUUGAGAAACAUGCCAAACCUG
Rhineura floridana is the source of this 1929-nucleotide messenger RNA. It is a transcript of the gene NMD3, whose product is annotated as NMD3 ribosome export adaptor. The transcript has 16 exons. Bases 201 to 1727 code for a protein of 508 amino acids. Gene Ontology annotation, biological process: ribosomal large subunit export from nucleus. Gene Ontology annotation, cellular component: cytoplasm; nucleus. The record is from RefSeq and is a predicted model, not a curated record. NCBI's taxonomy places the organism in Eukaryota, Metazoa, Chordata, Lepidosauria, Squamata, Rhineuridae. Gene Ontology annotation, molecular function: ribosomal large subunit binding.